GUCCACCACUCAGAAAAAGGAAAUCACUCUGAAGUGACGGAAUUUAUCAUUGCAGGCUUAACAGACCAACCUGAACUCCAGAUACCUCUUUUCAUCUUCUUCCUGGGCAUCUAUGUGGUCACUGUGGUAGGAAACCUGGGAAUGAUCAUCCUAAUUAUUCUUGGUUCCCACCUUCAUACCCCCAUGUACUAUUUCCUCAGUUGUCUGUCCUUCAUUGACCUCUGUCAAUCCACUGUCAUCACCCCCAAAAUGCUUGUGAACUUUGUGUCAGAGAAGAACAUCAUCUCCUACUCUGAGUGCAUAUUUCAGCUCUACUUCUUCAUUUUUUUAAUAAUUUCUGAGUGUUACAUGUUGGCAGUGAUGGCAUAUGACCGCUACGUUGCCAUCUGUAGCCCUCUGCUCUAUAAUGUCAUCAUGUCCCAUCAGGUCUGCUCCUGGCUGGUGGGUGCUGUGGGUGUUGUGGCGGUGGUUGGUGCCACAGUUCACACGGGUUGCAUGCUUAGAGUUUACUUCUGCAAGGACAAUAUUGUUAAUAAUUUCUUUUGUGAUCUUCUUCCCCUGUUCAAGCUCUCUUGCUCUGACACCUAUAUCAAUGAAGUAGUGCUUCUGGCUUUUGGUUCAUUUAACCUUUUUGUCCCAUCCCUGACUAUUUUUAGUUCUUAUGUUUUCAUCCUCUUCAGCAUUCUCCGUAUCCAGUCCACUGCUGGCAGAUCUAAAGCCUUCAGUACUUGUAGCUCCCAUAUCAUGGCUGUUUCUCUAUUCUUUGGUUCAACUGCAUACAUGUAUCUGCAGCCUUCUACCAACUCCAUGGACCAGGGGAAAGUGUCCUCAGUGUUUUAUACCAUAGUUAUCCCCAUGCUGAACCCCCUGAUCUACAGCCUCAGGAAUAAAGAUGUCAAGACUGCACUGAGGAAAAUCCUAGAGAAAAGAGUGUACGCAUGA
Monodelphis domestica (gray short-tailed opossum) is the source of this 942-nucleotide messenger RNA. Its product is annotated as olfactory receptor 8G50. Gene Ontology annotation, biological process: G protein-coupled receptor signaling pathway. Gene Ontology annotation, molecular function: olfactory receptor activity; G protein-coupled receptor activity. The record is from RefSeq and is a predicted model, not a curated record. Lineage: Eukaryota; Metazoa; Chordata; Mammalia; Didelphimorphia; Didelphidae. Gene Ontology annotation, cellular component: membrane.